AGGCCUGCCUGCCGCCUAGUGGGCGCGAGGAGGAUCGUCACGGCGGGCCGCCCUGCGGUGCAGGGGGCGAGGGCCUGCAGCUGGGUCCUGACGCUGCCCCACCCCCCGACCCUACCCCCCACCGCCACCCUCCCCCCACCCCACACCCCGAUCCUACCCUACCCGCGGCAGUGGGAAGAGAGACACCCCUUCCAGGCCUUGGGCUGAGAAAGCGAAGCCUUAGGCUGUGGGGGAUGGAAGCCCCCUUCCAGAUCUUGAGCGGAGCGGGGAACGCCACACUUCAGGCCGAGACGGAGAACCCAUAACAGAGGCUGAGAAGGACAGAUGAGGCCUGGGGCUUCAGGAAGGCCCUGUGGGGCAAGGCGCAGAGGAGGGUGAGAAAAGUGAGCGCCAGACUCGAGCAGGACCGAGACAGCCCACCAGAGAUGCCCUCCACCCCAUGCUGCCCAAAUGGCAAGCGCCUGGGCAGCGGACUUAACUCAUAGCCCCGAAAGUUUAAGGCCCUGGCUCUCAUCCCUUCCCCUCCCCUGGGCUUUUGACCCCUCCGGGCUCCUCCCCUCGCCUCCAUCACCUUUGCCCGGUGGCGGUGACGUUGUGGUCUCUCCGGUGCAGACCUGGCGGGAGGCUGGGCUGGAUCCCCGUGGCCAUGUUUUCCCUACUGUCCCCCACCUCCUGGCUCCCCAGCCUCCCCUCCCUCGACUGGGGCUCCGGCCUCCUCGACGCCCUCCUGCAAGCCACCCGGAGCUUCGUCUUGAAAAGCAGAGGCUGCAGGCCCGGUGGGCGUCGCUGGAGACGGUGCAUCUGGCAGGGCUGGCCCUGAUUCUGACCGUUGUGGGGGUCCGGGUGGCUGCCCUCGUAGUGCUCGAGUUCUCCCUCCGGGCUGUCUCCAUGCUGCUUUCCCUGGACAAGGGCUCCCAGGGCACCGAGAAGCUGCAGCUGUACCUGCUGUGCCAGUACUCUCUGGGCUGCGGGCUGACCUGCGGCCUGAGCUUCCUGCAGGAGGGCGCCCCGCAUGGCACGCUGAACCUGAUGCUGGGCCUGGGCCUGGCAGCGCUGCUCAGCACAGGCGCCCGGCGCCUCCGCCACCACGUCUGCCGGUGCUACGAGCUGCACAGCAGCCAGCACUACUGUGGGGUCUGCCUGAGCCUGCUGGCGGGCGCGCACCACCUCCCCCGGCUGCUGGGCCGCACCCUGGCCGUGACCUUUAUAGUGGGCAACCUGGCCGCCGUGGCCCUCAUCAACCGGGACUUCCUGACCACCUCAGAGGCCGUGCGCUUCUGGACGCCUCUCACCAUCUGCUACACCCUGCUGGUCAUCUACAUGCAGGAGGAGCAGCGGCAGCGCCCCGGCCUGAAGAGCCACGUCCAGACGGUGCUGGUGCGCAUGUGCGGUCUCUUCGUGCUGCUGCUGACCGUGGGCCGCUGGCUGGACCUCCUGGGCAUCCUCAUCUCCCUGCUGGGCGAGCUCUGGUGCCUGGUGGGCGUCCGCACCCUGCUUGAUCUUUGCCAGAUACAGGAUUUUCCACCCCAGAGGCCUUCGGUGUCAGCUCCAAGCCAGCCCCAGCCCUCAGCCCCUGCCCAGCCCAAGGAGGGGACGGCCACCUCUUGAGUGACCUCAGCAAGGACUUGGGAGUCUCUCAGGUCCACUCAGGCUCACCUGGAGGCCUUGACCCCAGCAUACUGCCUGGAGGCAGAACAGCAAGGCUGCCCCCAACCUGGAAUACUGGGGAUCCGUGGGAGGGCCAGGAGGUUUUGGGGCUGGGUCCCUCAGAGGGUGGGAGUACCUGGAGGCCGCUGGGUUAACCUUUUCCUUUUUCUCAGGGCAGGGGAACAGAAACAGGCCCCCUAGACCUGCCUUCCCAGGGGCACUGGGGGGACUUGUGUCCCCAUGAUGGCUUCCCCCGUUCCCCACCUCCCUGCCCUG
Bubalus bubalis (water buffalo) is the source of this 1923-nucleotide messenger RNA. It is a transcript of the gene TMEM82, whose product is annotated as transmembrane protein 82. The record is from RefSeq and is a predicted model, not a curated record. The transcript has 5 exons. Lineage: Eukaryota; Metazoa; Chordata; Mammalia; Artiodactyla; Bovidae. The coding region runs from base 451 to 1608 and encodes 385 amino acids.